GCAGGCCCAGCAGCCCCGGGGCGGAUGGCUUGGGCCGCCCGGCUCCGCGGCGCGGCCACGCGCGCCCUCCUGCUCCCGCUGCUGCUGCUGCUGCUCCCGCCGCCGCCGCUGCUGGCCCGGGCCCCGCGGUCGCCGGAUGCCCACCGCCGCCACCCAGUGAGGAGGGGGCCGCAGCCCUGGCGUGAAGCUCCUCCCAGCAGCCCGGCACCUGCCCCGACUGCCCAGGAGGCCCCUCAGUCUGCCACCGGCCCCAGACCUCCCCGCUGCGGCGUGCCUGACCCGCCGGACGGGCCAAGCGCCCGCAACCGACAAAAGCGGUUUGUGCUGUCGGGCGGGCGCUGGGAGAAGACGGACCUCACCUACAGGAUCCUCCGGUUCCCAUGGCAGCUGGUGCGGGAACAGGUGCGGCAGACGGUGGCAGAGGCCCUACAGGUAUGGAGUGAUGUGACGCCACUCACCUUUACCGAGGUGCACGAGGGCCACGCUGACAUCAUAAUCGACUUCACCAGGUACUGGCAUGGGGACAACCUGCCGUUUGAUGGACCUGGGGGCAUCCUGGCCCACGCCUUCUUCCCCAAGACCCACCGAGAAGGGGAUGUCCACUUCGACUAUGACGAGACCUGGACAAUCGGGGACAACCAGGGAGCUCGGGGAUUGCUGGGCUAUCUCCCUUUUCCAGGCACAGACCUCCUGCAGGUGGCAGCCCACGAAUUUGGCCAUGUGCUAGGGCUGCAGCACACGACAGCUGCUAAGGCCCUCAUGUCCCCUUUCUACACCUUCCGAUACCCGCUGAGCCUCAGCCCGGAUGACCGCAGGGGCAUCCAGCACCUCUACGGCCGGCCUCGGCUAGCCCCCACCUCUAGGCCCCCAGACCUGGGCCCCGGGGCCGGGGUGGACACCAACGAGAUUGCACCUCUGGAGCCAGACGCCCCACCAGAUGCCUGCCAGGUCUCCUUUGAUGCAGUCGCCACCAUACGCGGCGAACUCUUCUUCUUCAAGGCAGGCUUUGUAUGGCGGCUGCGCGGGGGCCGGCUGCAGCCCGGCUACCCUGCGCUGGCCUCGCGCCACUGGCAGGGGCUGCCCACCUCCGUGGAUGCAGCCUUCGAGGAUGCCCAGGGCCACAUCUGGUUCUUCCAAGGAGCUCAAUACUGGGUAUACGAUGGUGAGAAGCCAGUCCUGGGCCCCGCACCCCUUUCUGAGCUGGGCCUGCUGGGGUCCCUGGUCCACGCCGCCCUGGUCUGGGGCCCCGAGAAGAACAAAAUCUACUUCUUCCGAGGCGGAGACUACUGGCGCUUCCACCCCAGCACCCGCCGUGUGGACAGCCCCGUGCCCCGCCGGGCCACCGACUGGCGAGGGGUGCCCUCUGAGAUCGACGCUGCCUUCCAGGAUGCUGACGGCUAUGCCUACUUCCUGCGAGGCCGCCUCUACUGGAAGUUUGACCCUGUGAAGGUGAAGGCCCUGGAGGGCUUCCCCCGCCUCGUGGGCCCUGACUUCUUUGGGUGUACCGAGCCUGCCAAUACUUUCCGCUAACCACGGCUUGGAUGUCCUCAGGGCCCUUAACCCCUGCCAGGACACUGACAUCGGCUGGAGACCAUGGCCAUCUUUGUGGUUGUGGGCACUGGGCGCGGCAUGGAGCUGUGCCUACUUGGGGGGGGGGGUGUGCACUGCCAU
Balaenoptera acutorostrata (minke whale) is the source of this 1671-nucleotide messenger RNA. RefSeq names its product matrix metallopeptidase 11 (gene MMP11). Gene Ontology annotation, molecular function: metalloendopeptidase activity; zinc ion binding. Bases 25 to 1530 code for a protein of 501 amino acids. Gene Ontology annotation, biological process: extracellular matrix organization; proteolysis; collagen catabolic process. NCBI's taxonomy places the organism in Eukaryota, Metazoa, Chordata, Mammalia, Artiodactyla, Balaenopteridae. Gene Ontology annotation, cellular component: extracellular matrix. The record is from RefSeq and is a predicted model, not a curated record. The transcript has 8 exons.